This is a messenger RNA of Olea europaea var. sylvestris, 890 nucleotides long. RefSeq lists its product as uncharacterized. The record is from RefSeq and is a predicted model, not a curated record. The coding region runs from base 120 to 731 and encodes 203 amino acids. The transcript has a single exon. Lineage: Eukaryota; Viridiplantae; Streptophyta; Magnoliopsida; Lamiales; Oleaceae.
GACUAGUAUUCAUAACCCGCCAACUCUUUUUCUACCAUCACUGCCUUGCCCUCCAAAAAUAUGAAGCCUGCUGACAUUCAAGAACAGAAAGAAAACUGACUAGUUGCUGCACAAAACUGAUGGGAAACUGCUUGCUUGGAGGCAUGGGAGAAUGCAACAAUGAAGUGAUAAGAGUUGUAAAUUCCAACGGCGGAGUUAUGGAAUUUUACGCGCCAAUAACAGUUGAGUCCAUCACCGAUGAAUUCCCGGGUCAUGGAAUUUUUAGAAGCCAUGACCUCUUCUGGAAUCCACUCCCACACAACCAAGUAUUACUAGCUGGAGAAUCCUACUACCUCUUAGCAUUACAAGACAGCAAAUCAGGCAAAACUACUAGUAAUCCCGCACAAGUUGGGCACGUGAGAUCAAACAGUGUGCCUCAUCAAUCCCUUGUCGCCAUCCCUCCAUAUAGAAUGUCUUUGGAUAGCCAGCAGGGAUUAGGAUUACUGAAAAGGUCCUACACUAAAACUUCUGAAUCCUUUCCCUGCAGCAGGUAUUAUGGAAGUUGCGGUGGAUUUUGGAAAGUGAAGCUGGUUAUUAGCCCCCAGAAAUUGUUGAACAUUUUAUCAGAGGAGGGCAAAACGGAGGAGUUGAUUGACAGUGUGAGAGCUGUUGCAAAAUGCGGGAAUAAUAUGGGAGUACUCGACUCGAUGCCCUUUUCUGAUCAAUGGAGUCUUUCCAGCAGCAGAAAUUAAUGUUUUUUUCACUGCCAACCCCUCCCUCCUGUUCCUUGUUGCCUUAAUUCUUCUACUUCUAGUUUCUAACUAGUACUCAUGUACGCUUAUCUUUCCUUCUUAGAAGUUUGUUUUCUCUGUGAAUUCCAGCCAACAGUAAUAUAAUAGUCCUUCCAACUC